ACCACCACCAAUGGUCUCUCGGAUGACGAAGCGGUCCGGAGGUUGCAGAUCCAGGGUCCCAACAUGCCAACGUCUCGCAAGCCGGUGCAUCCUCUGAUCUUGUUGCUUCAGAUCAUUCCUAAUCCCUUCAAUGUACUGUUGCUGGCACUGGCGGUUGUCAAUGCAGCCAUGCCACCUCCGAACUGGAAAGGCUUUGGCGUUCUCAUGUUCAUGGUCGCCAUCUCCACCGGUGUUCGAUUCUGGCAGGAAUACCGAAGUAGCAUCGCAGUGAUCCAACUUCAAGCCUCCAUCACGACCGAAGUAAAAGUCCGCCGACAUCACCGAACGAUCGGAGACAAAGCACUUGCUCAAAUUGAUCGAAGCGUUGAUACCAAGAUUGAAGAAAAGGACUUGGUUCCUGGUGAUGUUCUCUUCUUGUCGCCAGGAAGUGUCGUCCCUGCAGACUGCCUCGUGUUGGAGUCUUCAUUUCUCCGAAUCAGCCAAUCAUCAUGGACCGGCGAGACCGAUCCGGUUGCCAAGGGGGCCCUCGAUUUGGAGAUCAAGGAUGCCCAGAUUUUCGAUCUUGCCAAUGUCAUCUUCAUGGGCACGAGCGUUGUCUCCGGCAAUGGUUUGGCUGUCGUGCUUCGCACCGGGAAUGAUGUAUUGCUUGCUGAUAUGGCCAAGCAGCUGGAGAAGCGUCGCGAGCCAAACAACUUCCAGAGAGGUAUCCGCAAUGUCACCUGGCUUCUGAUCGCAUUCAUGCUUGUCAUGGUGCCAAUUGUGCUUGCAAUCAGCGGAAAGACUACCGGCGACUGGCAGUCUGCGGCUCUUUUCAGCAUUAGCGUUGCUGUCGGACUUGUGCCAGAAAUGCUCCCCGCCAUUGUCAAUGUGAACCUGGCCAAAGGCGCAUUCAGUCUCUCCAAGAAAAAGGCCAUUGUCAAACGACUGGACAGUGUUCAGAAUAUCGGGGCCAUGACUGUUUUGUGCAGUGACAAGACCGGCACUCUCACAAAGGACGAGGUCACCAUUCAGGAAGCCAUUGAUAUGGACGGCAACAAGUCCCUUGAGACCAUCGAACUUGCCAUUGUCGACGCCAAUGCCCAAGGAUCUGACGGUAACAACAUUGAUGCAGCGAUUCGUUCUUCUGCACCCAGUGAUGUGUCCGACCGGGUUGCUAAGCAUCAAAUAAUCUCCACCAUCCCCUUCGAUUUUGAAAGACGGCGUUCGUCAUGCAUUGCUCGCGGGGUGACUGGCCAAGAUAUACUGGUUUGCAAGGGCGCCUUGGAGGAGGUCCUGGCUCGGUGCACUCAGGCUCGCCAGGGAACAAAGACGGUGCCCCUAGGUGGCGCCGAGGUCAAGGCCAUCCGGCAGCGCGCAGAUGAGCUCAACCGAAGCGGCUACCGAGUUCUACUAGUCUCUAUGAAGAGGCUACCAAAAGCGUACAUCAAUGACGAGGAUGCCGUUCAGGGUCUGGAAUCCGACAUGACGCUGCAAGGCCUACUGACAUUUAUUGACCCUCCCAAAGACGAUGCGGCCCUUUCUAUCAAGCAGUUGAAGGAAUACGGCGUUCAAAUCAAGGUUCUGACUGGUGACAACCUUCCAGUUGCACUGAACAUCUGCCAGGCGCUUGAGAUUGUGGAGCACAACCAAGUGACGGAGAAUGACGAUAUCCAAGCCAUCACGGGACCUGAGCUCGCCAGAGUUGAGGGUACGCCGGAGUUUGACUGCCUUGCCCGGACCUGCAAGGUAUUUGCCAAACUGAGCCCUAAUCAGAAGGCCGCGAUUAUCGCCAGCUUGCGUAAAGGGGGUAACUGUGUGGGUAUGCUGGGUGAUGGUAUCAACGAUUGUGUGGCUCUUCGAGCGGCGGAUGUCGGUAUUUCAGUCGACUCUGGAUCGCAAGUGGCAAAGGAUUGCGCGGACCUGAUUCUCACGGAGAAGGGGCUCGAUAUUAUUGUCGAGAGUGUGAGAGUUGGUCGUAUCACCUAUGGAAACACAAUCAAAUAUAUCAAGAUGGUCGCUUCUUCCAACUUUGGCAACGUCUUCAGUAUUUUGGCUGCAAGUGCUUGGCUUCCCUUCACUCCCAUGACCAGUAUCCAGCUUCUGGCUCAGAAUUUGCUUUAUGACAUCAGUCAGAUUGGCAUUCCUUGGGACAAUAUGGAUGAAGAAUUCAUCAAGAAGCCUCAGCAGUGGCGAUCAAUGGAUCUUCUCCGCUUCAUUCUGGUUCUAGGACCAACAAGCUCCGUCAUCGACAUUUGUACCUUUUCACUCAAUUGGUGGUACUAUGGCGUCCAGUCCGCUCAUGAUCCGGUUGCUGUCAGCAUGUGCCAAACCCAUUGGUUCCUCGAGGGACUCCUCACACAGACCCUCAUUGUUCAUCUCCUUCGCACCCCCAAAAUUCCAUUUAUCCAGAGUCGCUCAUCGGUUCCGCUUGCCCUGUCGACCGGGCUUAUCAUGGCCGUCGGAUUUGCCUUGCCAUGGAUCCCAGGAGUGGAGAACGCCUUUUCCUUCACCAGGCCAGCAUACACAUUCAUCGGAUUCUUGGCGGCAGAGCUAUUAUUGUACUGCAUUGAGGUACAGCUUGUCAAGAUGCUGUAUAUCAAGCUCUUUGGAAGGUGGCUAUGA
Molecule: messenger RNA, 2601 nt
Organism: Clonostachys solani
Lineage: Eukaryota; Fungi; Ascomycota; Sordariomycetes; Hypocreales; Bionectriaceae
Source: the annotation of a GenBank genome assembly